GCAGCUAUAUAACGUUGUUUACCUCCAGCAGCACAGCGCAGCUGAUCGCGAGGCUUGAAAGACAUCGUUGGCAUCAUCAUGAUGAUGAAAAGUCAGAGCAGCGGAAUCACCAUGACUGAACUGGGUCAGUUCCUGAAAAACCCACCGGAGGGUUUUACUGUGGAGGCCUGCGGCUCCAGGUACCGGAUCCGUUCCGGGGAGGACAGCCUGGUUUUUAUUGAUAACCUCCAUGCUGGAGACCGGGGGGUAGUUUUCCAGAACUCACUGGGAAGGAAGUUUAAAAUGCACAGUCUGUGGGAGUACACCAGCAUGAGGAAGAGUCUGCUGUCCAAGAAGAUCUAUGUGUUGGUUUCUCUCUGUGAUCAAACCAUCCUGGAAACCAACAAGAAGAGGGUCGUAACUUCCAGAGUCCUUCAGGAAUACAUUCUGUCCAUUGAUGGUGGGAAUCCGAUGAUCAAGUGGCAGCUGGAGAAAGGCCUGGACUGGACCCUCUCCUCUGUGGCUGGAGAGAGCUACAGGGUGGAGAUAGACUUGAAGGAAAUCUUGGAGGGCUUGGCUGCUGAAGGCUUUAUUGCUAAGGACCUGAUGAAAUAUAAUCUAACAUGGGAAAAUGCCUCCUUUACCCUUAAAUACUAUUCUGAUGCCCUGUUUGACUUCCCUCAUUGGCUUGGCUUAAGCAAAAGAUCAUUUAAGCUGAAACCAGUAAACACAUGAAGGGAGAUCAUGACGAUCCUAUCCGCCAAACUUUUCUGCAACAUCCGUUGCUGCAUUUUGAAGAAUGCUCAGCAGGAGUUUUGUCAACAGUGAGCAGCUUCUUUUGUUAUGCUGGGAGUUUGCUGUUUAAGCUGCUGGUUCUGAAAGCAUCU
Molecule: messenger RNA, 866 nt
Organism: Cyprinodon variegatus (sheepshead minnow)
Lineage: Eukaryota; Metazoa; Chordata; Actinopteri; Cyprinodontiformes; Cyprinodontidae
Gene: medag
Product: mesenteric estrogen-dependent adipogenesis
Exons: 5
Coding region: 79-714 (211 amino acids)
Source: RefSeq, a predicted model, not a curated record